Messenger RNA from Cajanus cajan (pigeon pea), 1300 nucleotides. The record is from RefSeq and is a predicted model, not a curated record. NCBI's taxonomy places the organism in Eukaryota, Viridiplantae, Streptophyta, Magnoliopsida, Fabales, Fabaceae.
UUGUAAUAUUCAACAUCUCUAUAUUCUCUCGUUCUUAAAACAUGCAAACUACCAUUGAAUUCAUUUUAUUUUAUUAUUUUGGGUGUCUAUAUUUCCUCUUUGGUUUAAUGUUAGUUUUACAUCACUUGCAUAGAAGAUGGUCCAGUAUCUACUUUAAAUUUGAUCUAGUUGUAUAAAGUUUGAUUGUUAUACGCAAAAUAUGAGAAUUAAAAAAGCACUUUCCUUAUCUUUCCUUUAUUUUCCAUUUUGAAAUGAAACGCAGGGAUAUGUGAAAUCAAAACUAAUCAGAUUAACUUUUUGGUACAGAAGCAGACUUAGAUUGAAAAGGAAAGUGUAAAAACUAAGGAAAGAAAACAAGGUGGGAGAGCAUCUUGAGUGCAGUGUAUCUUUGUCAAUAACAAACCGUAGGUUAACACCUAGUCCUUCUGACCACAAUCCUGAAAUCAUUAAAUAGGGUAAUGAAGUUUGCACUUAAGAAUGCUACUCUAUAACUUCCUCUUAAUUUGUAUAUUCAUAAUUACCCACAAAUUUUCCACCCCUAAGAGAUACGUUCUAAUGUUUUUAAUUUUGGUUUCAAAAAGAUGAGCAUUCAUGUUCAGGAUGCAAAGUUCAGAUAAGAUUGUCUAUGAAGAAUGAAAGUUGAAUAUUAUUGUGAAUGAAAACAAAACAGGUAUAAGUUGGGAUGAUAUUUAUAAAAUCUUUGGGCUUCUGCUGUUCGAAGCAUACGGGUUCAUCUCAACGACAGUAUCCAAUAGUGAUAGAGGAGCUAUGUCAACAAUUUUUGUUGGGCGAUCUUAGAAAAUCAACCAACAACUUUGAUGAAAACCGAAUAGUUGGAAGUGGAGACCUUGGUAUUGUAUAUAAGGGUUCUCUCCAACACAAUGGUGAAAGUACAGUUGCAAUCAUGCGAAUAUGUGGGAGCACAGAGAAAGAACUUAAGCAGUUCAAGAACGAAAUUGAGUUACUCUGCCAGCUUCGUCAUCCAAAUUUGGUCACUCUAAUUGGAUUUUAUGAUCACAAAGACGAGAAGAAUAUUGUAUAUGAGUACAUGACCAAUGGAUCUCUCCAUGAUCACCUAUAUUGUAGUGAUGUGAAAAUGGAACCACUAACAUGGAAGCAGAGGCUAAAGAUCUGCAUAGGAGCAGCACGUGGACUACACUAUCUUCACACAGGUGCCAAGCGAACCAUCUUUCAUCGUGACAUAACACCUUAUAAAAUUCUUUUGGAUAGCAACAUGGCGGCCAAACUCUCAGACUUGCGAGUACUAACUCGGAUAUCUCUAAAAUUUAAGAUUAUCUAA